UUUGUUAUGAUGCUUACGGCUCUUGAGCUCCUCCGUUUUAAUUUCUUUUCAUUUUUGAACAAUAUGGCGAAUGUGAUGUUCACCAAGAUCAUCUAUUUGCUGUCUUUGUUAAUCAUGUUUCUAAGAAUCACUUUUUCAAUAGAUACACUUCUCCCGAACCAAACAAUUGGCAUUGGGCAGACUUUGGUUAGUGAAAACCAAAUUUUCGAGUUGCAUUUUUUCAGCCCUGGAAAAUCCAGAAAUGUGUUCUUGGGAAUACGGUACAAAAGCACACCAGAUGUUGUAGUUUGGGUAGCAAACAGAAACAAUCCCAUCACUAUUUCACAAGGAGUGGUGUUGGCUAUUUCUGGAAAUGGAAGUGUUGUGAUAAGCAGAGGUGGAAGCAUUAUCUGGUCUGGAAAUCCAUCAGGCGUGGCAUCAAAUCCACUUCUACAGGAGACGAGACGACGCGGCGCUACAUAUGGCAGAGCUUUGAUUAUCCAGGAGACUCAUGGUUGCCAGGAAUGAAACUGGUGGCGGAUGAUGGCGGCAGAGAGGCAUAUUUGACAUCAUGGAGAAACUCCGACGAUCCUUCGCCUGGCGAUAUUGUUUUCAGGAUCGUAAAUCAGGGCAUGCCGGAGCUGGUGGCUUACAGAGGGGAGAACAAAGUGUUCCGAAGUGGACAGUGGAACGGGAUUCGCUUUAGCAGCUCGCCACCUUCCGACAACACAAUUUUCAAAGCUAAGUUUGAGUUUAGGGGAGACAGGUUGAUAUCUAUGACUAGGUCUUAUGAAAGCUCCAUUGUCGUGAGGUCGAAGCUAGACGCAUCCGGUGAACUCCAGCGGCUUACUAUGAACUCGAAAGGAGUUAUGUGGACUCACGUCAUGUCAUUUCCACAAGACAAGUGUGGCGAAUAUGGCCAUUGCGGUCCCUAUGCAAUCUGCAGGAUCGAGAAGGUGCAGAGGUGCGAGUGUUUUUCGGGAUUCAAACCCGUGUCCCAGAAUGAUUGGGAGCGUCAACACUGGUAUGGUGGGUGCAGGAGAGUUGAGGCGUUGAAUUGCGAGGGCGGGGAUGAUUUUCUGAAAGUUGAAGGACUGAAAUAGCCUGAUAUGCUCAAGUUCUGGAUAAAUACUAGCAUGAGCCUCGGAGAAUGUAAAGCCCAGUGCCUCAAAAACUGCAGCUGCACCGCGGUUGCUAAUCCGUAUGUUACUGAUGGAGGUAGUGGCUGCGUGAUGUGGCUCGGGGAUCUCAUCGACAUCAGACACAUUUCUGAAGCUGAUGAAAACCAGAACUUGUAUAUUCGAUUACCAAUUUCAGUACUAGGCAAGUUUAUUUUUUCAAUCUUGAAUAUUCCUCUUCUUUUUUGUUGUUGUUUAUUGUCUGUUAUAUGUAGGUGAUACCACCAAGUCAGACAAGAAUGAGGAGAAGAAGAAAAAGAGAAGGAGAAGGCAUACAAAACUAAUAGUGAUAUUACUUACAUGUGGAAUUCUUUUAGCAGGCCUUAUCACGGGAGUAAUACUUUUGAUAACACGACGA
This is a messenger RNA of Salvia miltiorrhiza (redroot sage), 1515 nucleotides long. Its product is annotated as S-locus-specific glycoprotein S6-like. Gene Ontology annotation, biological process: recognition of pollen. The record is from RefSeq and is a predicted model, not a curated record. Lineage: Eukaryota; Viridiplantae; Streptophyta; Magnoliopsida; Lamiales; Lamiaceae. The transcript has a single exon. Bases 504 to 1082 code for a protein of 192 amino acids.